This is a messenger RNA of Amborella trichopoda, 1118 nucleotides long. It is a transcript of the gene HGPT, whose product is annotated as Hypoxanthine-guanine phosphoribosyltransferase. Gene Ontology annotation, biological process: hypoxanthine metabolic process; purine ribonucleoside salvage; GMP salvage. Gene Ontology annotation, molecular function: magnesium ion binding; hypoxanthine phosphoribosyltransferase activity. The record is from RefSeq and is a predicted model, not a curated record. Lineage: Eukaryota; Viridiplantae; Streptophyta; Magnoliopsida; Amborellales; Amborellaceae. Gene Ontology annotation, cellular component: cytosol.
GUAAUACUCACUACACAUCAAGGGCCAAGAUGGGCUUUGGGUUGAAGGAACUAAACGAGCGCGACCCGGAGGAAGAUAGAGAGAGAGAAUCGGGUUCUCUCUGUAAAUCUGCAUCAAAGGAAGAUAGAGAGAGAGAAUCAGGUUCUCUCUGUAAAUCUGUAUCAAAUCGGAGAGUUGGGUUGCCCUUAAAUUUCCUGAAAUCUCUCUCUUUCUGUCUCUACAUAGAUAUUUUCCUUUCUCUCUCUAGAUUCUAGAAUAUAAAUAACUCUCGCACCCUCCAAUGAGGGAGAGAGCAGUAAACUUCACAAACUCUGCUUCAGUAUAUGAAAUGGAACUAGACCAGCACAUAGAGAGAGUUCUAUGGACUGAAGACAAGAUAGCAAAGAGGGUUGUUGAACUUGCCUCUGAAAUUUCUGAGGAUUUCAAGGAAUUACAUUCUCCUCUGGUUGUAAUUGGUGUUGCAACAGGAGCUUUUUUGUUUUUGGCUGACAUUGUGCGCAAGAUAACCUUGCCAGUCUUGGUUGAUUUUAUCCAAGUGCAAUCCUAUGGCUCUGGAACUACAUCAAAUGGUGCUCCUCAAAUAGUUCAUGAUAUCAAAAUAGAUAUUCGUGGAAAGCAUGUUCUUGUGGUUGAGGAUAUUGUAGACACUGGCAAUACCUUAUCCUGCCUUAUUUCACACUUGGAAUCACAAGGAGCAUCCUCUGUUUCAGUUUGCACUUUUCUUGAUAAGCCUUAUAGGCGUGAGAUCACUGUUGAAUUAAAGGGGGAAGGGAAAUUUUACCGUGGAUUUGAGUGUCCGGAUAAUUUUGUGGUGGGUUAUGGUAUGGAUUAUGCUGAACUCUACAGGAACUUGCCUUAUGUGGGGGUAUUGAAGCCUGAAUUAUACGAAUGAUUUGGUUCAUGGAGCGUCUUACCAUUCACAUAAGCUAAGAAUUUUUUUUGUCGAUUUAUAUUGAAUAACGACAUUUCAUACUCAAUAAUCUGAUUUUUAUGUCCCUAUGUCAUUUCAUUUCUCUAAAAGUUAUGGUUGAUUGCAUAUUUUAAUUUCAUAGUAUUGAAUUGUAGAGGUGUGAUUCCUGUUUUGAGUAUGUGAUAGUGAGGGGAAAACUUUGUAUUAA